This is a messenger RNA of Pseudomyrmex gracilis, 2044 nucleotides long. RefSeq names its product glycine receptor subunit alpha-4 (gene alka). The transcript has 9 exons. Gene Ontology annotation, cellular component: membrane; synapse; neuron projection. NCBI's taxonomy places the organism in Eukaryota, Metazoa, Arthropoda, Insecta, Hymenoptera, Formicidae. Gene Ontology annotation, biological process: regulation of membrane potential; chloride transmembrane transport; signal transduction. The record is from RefSeq and is a predicted model, not a curated record. The coding region runs from base 651 to 2018 and encodes 455 amino acids. Gene Ontology annotation, molecular function: neurotransmitter receptor activity; chloride channel activity; transmembrane signaling receptor activity.
AUAUUUCUUUUAUCGCAAAUCUAACACUCAAUUAUGUUAAAUUUUAGGUUUGCUUUAGAAAUUUAUUUAGCGGAAGAGCCUAAGUAAAACACCGGGAACAGGAAUGUUUAAUUGCAAUUAAGCACUUAAUUUGCGUUUUGUUUGAGAAUAUCUUGAGUGUGAGAACUUUUUUUUACACAUGCAAAAAUUGUUACCAAAGUCCACUUUGUUGCCGGAUGAUUGCAAAAGAGUAUGAAACGUUUUACGAACGCGCGCGUUUUGCGAACACGGGACGGUAUAAGUAAUGACGAUAAUUAACUUCGGUCGAGGUUCGACAAGCGAAAUAAAUGGAAGAAUGUGCUAAUGCAACGAAGAACUGCACAACCGUGCGGACUGUCGAAUAAAUCUCGCAAACAUUCAACGUCGUGAAAUAAAAUGACACAUGCUGUAAAACUGGUUGCGUUUCGCAUUGUGUGUGAAAACACACAAACGUCUUGCGUAUUAUAUCCGCGGGAUAAUAAAUCGCGCGUUUUGUGCGCUAUUUGCGCGGGAAGUAAUCGUCUUCAAAUAUACACGAGAACGAACGGACGACAAUAUUUGCAAUUGAACUAGAUCGUGUGUAAACGUUAAGCUGAUUGAUUAAUUGCUCUGCGUCUCGUUUGCAAAACGCGAUGGUGCAAAAGAUGACGAGAGAACCGUCGACGUAUGGCCCCGUCAGUCGACCGUGUCCAGUUAAGAUGAAGAACACACUUCUGCCAGCUUUGCUUCACCUAUGUUGGACUUCUCUCCCGGAAGUAUGCUCUUCGAGUUUGUUCAGCGAUGAUGUCAACAAUUGCACUAUGACAUCAAGACUAAUUCUACCGGAUCAUUACGUUAAAGAAAUUAGACCGCCGUCGGAAAAAGGUGCACCUGUAGUAGUGAAUUUCAACAUUUUAGUAGUCGAUAUUAAUUCUAUCAACGUUGAGGACAUGGAUUUUCGUGUAGACAUGUUUGUCAGUCAGAGUUGGAUAGAAUCCCGUCUUGAUACGCCUCAAGAUAUAUUCGAAGAAGACGACGAUUACGUCAUACUUCCUCCAGAAUUCUUCGACAAUCUUUGGCAACCCGAUCCGUAUUUUUUGAACUCAAAAGUUUCCGAGAUCGCGACCUUAAGCCAUAAAUUUUCAUUGGUUACAUUGUACCGGAACAAAACCGUUAAAUAUUCCGCGCGAAUCAACGCUAUCGUUGCCUGUCAAAUGGAAUUUCAGUUGUAUCCGAUGGAUAUUCAAAUUUGUCCGAUUUAUAUAGAAAGCUUUUCCUACAACAGAAAAAAGUUGCGUUUACAGUGGGUCGCGGGUGGUGUCACGGUGAAUCCCGAAUUAAAACUGCUGCAAUACGACAUCGGAAAACCCGCGGUACUCGAAGAAACCAUAGAUUACAUGAUUGAAAAAAAUGGAAACUUUUCGCGACUAGUGGUCUUCUUUCGUUUCGAAAGGCAGAUCGGUCAUCACUUGAUACAGACGUUCGCGCCGUCAACUCUGGUCGUGAUGCUCUCCUGGUUCAGCUUCUGGCUGGGCUUGGACGCGAUUCCUGGUCGAGUGGCUCUUCUGGUCACAAGUAUGCUUACACUGGUGACUAUGUUCACCGGUCUGAAGAGCGAUAUUCCACCCGUAGCUUACAUCAAGGCAUUAGAUGUCUGGAUGGCCGGUUGUAUGAUGUUUGUAUUCGCAGCUUUGGGAGAAUUUGUUGUGGUCAAGGUGCUCGAUUUACGUCACGUAGAGAAAGACUCGCAGAAUCCUCGCUCGGUCUCGCGAAUAACGGCGACGGAAAAAACACAAAACUUGUGGAACGAUGAGUUCACUUACGCAACCAAACCGAAGAAGAAGCGAACUAGUCGAUAUUUGUUACCGAUCACGUGGUUGGAUCCUAAGUGCCAGAUAAUGCAACCGCGCAAAACACGCUCUCAGAAAAUAGAUUGCUACAGCAGAGUUGUGUUUCCCAUACUGUUCUUGCUUUUCGUCGUUUUAUAUUGGCCGCUAGUAUUGCUCAAAAAAGCACCGUGAAUCGAUUCUGAGUAUUAGUCAUUUUG